GGCCUACAACCCCCACCUCCCUGGCAGAGAUCCCCUCAGGGUGUUUGGCCAGAAAUCUUAGUCGGGAUAAUUGCUAAGGAAUCUCUUUUGGAAAGGCCCAGACCUUCAAAGUAAACCUUGUGGUUUGUUUUAUAAAAGAAUUGUGGUCAAAGGCAGCUUCAGUCAGGACUGCAGGAGAAAGAGAAGGAACGAAGGAACUGAGAAACUGAGCAGGGAAAAGACAUUUUAUUUAAGAGAAAGAACGGAAUUCGGUGCUUUUGUUCUUUUUAAAUACUGUAACAGGAAGCUUUCUCCCCCCAGUUUUCUUGCCUGAUGGAUCUCCCAGUGCGAAUCUCAGUAACAUUGCUCAGUCUGUUGCUGUUCAGUCUACAAGUAACAGUGCAGAGUUCAAUCGAUGCCUGCUGUUCCAAUGGAUUGAAGUGGGCCACUGAGAAAGCAGAAUGUGCUUCUUUGCCCGAUGCACUAGAAGAAGCAUUUUGCAGAAUAGCACAGGAACAAUGUUGUCGGGUAAAGCUGGAGGAGAUCCACUGCACAAAUGGUAUAAACAUGGCCAGAGAAAACAAAGAAUGUGAGGCACAUGGCACUGAUAUAGGCAAAUGCAACGCUGUAAAGAAAUGCUGUCAGUGCUGUCUUCUUGGUAAAGGAGCUAAAGAUAAUGGACUCAGUUGUGAAGCAAAUCAAGCACUCGGAUACCAGUGUGGACAGGUUUACAGAGCAUGCUGUGUAGGAGAACAAGAAGGCAUCAGUCUUCCAGCCAUAGGCAACAACACAGAAGAAUAUUCAAUCCCAAACAGGCACAACCACGAGACAGGUAGUACUGAAAUCAGAAAGCCACCAUCAGAGUUGGAAGAUCCAUUCCUGAAUGAUCGAUGCAGAGGAGGUGGACCCUGCCAACAGCGGUGCACUGACACAGGUACCGGCGUUGACUGCUCUUGCUAUCCUGGCUACAAGCUGAAGGAUGACAACUUGACUUGUGAAGAUGUCAAUGAAUGCCUGUUACUGAUGCAUCAGUGCCAAACAGGACAACGCUGCAUCAACACUGCUGGAUCCUACCGAUGUCAGCGUGAGAUAAGCUGUGGCACAGGCUAUGAACUGACUGAAAGCAACCAGUGCAAAGAUAUCAAUGAAUGUAAGUUGGAAACACAUAACUGUGGAUUCAACUUUACCUGUCAGAACACAGAAGGGUCAUUUCGCUGCCGGCCGAAAAUGCAAUGUGGAUCCGGAUUCCUGCAGGAUGCUCUGGGCAACUGCAUUGACAUUAAUGAGUGUACCAACACUGCUCUGCCCUGCCAACCAGGCUACACCUGUAUCAAUAAUAUUGGGUCAUACAGCUGUAAGCGCAACUUUGUUAAUUGUGGCCGAGGUUAUCGCCACUCUGUGGAUGGAUCACAUUGCGUGGACAUUGACGAAUGUGCAGAUUCUCAAAAUCCUUGUGGCGAAGGACAUUUCUGUAUGAAUUUUCCAGGCAGUUUUCGCUGUGAGUGUAAGAUUGGAUACUACUUCGACAGCAUUUCCAGGACAUGCACUGAUGAAAAUGAAUGCAGGCGUUACCCUGGGCGCCUGUGUGCCCACAAUUGUGAGAACACUCCAGGUUCCUACUAUUGCAGCUGCAGCAAAGGCUUUAAACUCUCACUUGAUGGGAGAAACUGUGAAGAUGUGAAUGAGUGUGAGGGCAAUCCCUGCAGUCAAGAAUGCGCUAAUGUUUAUGGCUCAUAUCAAUGUUACUGCCGCCGUGGUUACCAGCUCAGUGAUGCAGAUGGGAUAACAUGCGAAGACAUUGAUGAAUGUGCUUUACCUGCUGGAGGCAACAUUUGUUCGUAUCGCUGUGUCAAUGUUCCUGGCAGCUUCCAGUGUGCAUGUCCAGUAGCUGGCUAUACUCUUGCACCCAAUGGGCGCAACUGCCAAGAUAUCGACGAAUGUAUCACAGGGAGGCAUAACUGCUCUGGCAUCGAGACUUGCUUCAAUGUCCAGGGCAGCUUCCGUUGCCUGACCUUUGAGUGCCCAGAAAACUAUCGAAGGUCUGGAGAUGCGUUGAGAAUAGAUAGUACAGAGACUGUUCGAUGCAUAAAGUCCUGCCGCCCAGGUGAUACAAGCUGCAUACUAGACCAUGUUAAUACAGUGUCCUACACUGUAAUUUCUCUGCCGACCUACAGGGAAUUCCUUGGACCAAUAGAGAUCAUAUUCCUCCGAGCAGCAUCUCCAGCUUUUCCCAGUAUCCAGCCAGAGAUUGUGUUCCGCAUCACUGAAGGAAACAUACGUAACUCCUUUGACAUUAUCAAACGAUAUGAAAAUGCCAUUACAAUCGGUGUCGUUCGAAUGGUGAAACCAAUUAUUGGACCAUUCACUUCCACCUUAAAGCUGGAAAUGGAUUACUAUUUGACAGGGCAACUGUCUCAUCGCAACAUUGUGUAUGUUACCAUCUACAUCUCGGAAUACUGGUUCUAGGGGCUUUCUUCAUGUAAAGGUAACCUAUAGCAAACACAACUGGCCACAGCUGUUAACCACUGAAUAAUACAGGAAAAACUCUUCUGUACUUCACUUAUGCUCCCUAAACACCAGCACCAGUAUGAUUAGAAUGCUUAAAGCAGUGCUGCAUGUUUACCAAAGAACUACGUUUCCUCUCAAAUUUAUAUUUCAAAUAAAACAUUUUAAAAUGAAUUCACUUCAUUACAUUAAUAUUUUUCAAGUAGACUUAUAACUAGUUCAAUUACAUUUCAGUGUGGAAUAAGCCAAGGAGACCAUCAAAAACAUACAGUCUUGACACCUGAAGUGUGCAGUCAGCUGAGCAAUGACACAUUAAUUUCUUCAUUAACACGAUAUAAUGUUUUUGUGAUACAGUGAGCUAUUUGAAUAUGAAUUGAUUUGAGCGUUUGUCAAAUAAGCCAAAUGGUAGGUUAAAGACUCUCUCCAUUUAAUAGUUUGCACAGCUCUGAAACAGUUUGAGUUAUUCCACGUCAGUUCAACGAAAUAACUUGUAGUGUUAAAAAGGCUGGUGAGCAAUAUUCACUGUCUCUACAAGCUCCAAAUACCUCAAAAACAAUUGCAGUGUUCCUAAUGUGUCAAUAGUUUCAAAACACAUGGGGUUGGAAUUUCCUGUUGGGACAUAAUUGGGAAGUUACACCCAAAAUUAUGCACAUUCAUGCACCCAUUUUACCAAUGGCUAUUUAGACUCAAAUUUACUGCCGAUCUCAAUAAUAAACACAGGAACUUAAAAAUGGCCAUGAACAAAAAUAAAUCAACAUAGAAAUCAGGGACUGCAGAAUGUACCGUUGCAUUAUCUAUUCUAGUAUGAAAAUUAAAGAUUCAAGUCCUCUAACAAGACUAACAUCUACACUUAUGAAGAUCGUGCAAUUGUGGAAGCUUUUCGGUUUUAAUUGUUUUAUACUGAUACCAUAAAAUGCAUCCAAAGACUUAGAAAAUAGAGUGCAGGUCUCUGUAAGGACAAAUCACUUUGAAAGAUCACUUUGAAAAUUACAAUAAAACACAAGGAAAAUAAUUUUGUUCCCUGCUGUGGCUAAAGUUCUGGGAUUAAUUUUAAACUCAUUUUGAACAGCGAAAUUGCACGAUAUUCACUUGAAAGGCUCUAUAGUCUAGGGUGUAACCAUUAUAAUGUUUCAAGAUGCAUUUGGGCACAGGGAUCGUCAGAAGGGUAUAAAGCAGUGAGGAAGUUUGCGUGUACCCAGAUUUCCUUGAUCUUUUAUAUUAAGCAUUGGCUUAAUGGCCCAAUUCCAUGUUUUUCUGGGUACAAGUACACAGAAAAUUCCACACCAUGUUGUUUGCCACUGUAUUAAAAACAGUAGCAAUUGCAUCUGCAUUUGGACUAUCAUGUAUACAAUUGGGUGCAAACUCUCACCAUAAGCAAAACAUAUGCAACUGUUUGAUUUUCAAUGACUCUGAUACUAUGGUCCAAGACUGGUGAGAUAUUUCCAGCACUUGAUCAAUCCUACCAGUUAUAGUAGUCAGCCUCUGAAGUCAAAUACUCCAUAAAACUGCCUGUGCUAUUCUUAUAAUAUAUUAUAUGUCAAUAGCACACAUCUUCUCAUGUAUCAAUCUUAUUUUAUAAAGCACCACAGCGUGUUUAUCUCCAAGUUAGGUUGGACAAAAAAAGGUUUCUGAGGUUCUAUAUGUUAACCCAUUCAAUGUUCAGAUACAGACCAAGAUGUUGUAUAAAGGAAAUAACCACUGCUGGAAAAGGUUGGAGUUCCCAGGUAACCUUGUUUGACCAUCCUCAGACUUUGACUCAACCCCAGUGGAUAAUGAAUGUGCAGAUUUGCAAAAAAAUUAUUGAUGUGUUACUGGAAAUGGAAGACUUGGUGUAAAUCUUGCAGUGAACCUGCUGUAGUUAGGGUGACUGAGUCCUUGUGUGAUAUGAUAUUACAGGUUGCCUGGAGGUGUUAGGCAACUGACAGUAUAAACCAACUUGCUCAUUCCUUAAAAAGAAAGGGUCUGCUGUUUAUGUACAAAAAAUAAACUACUUUUAAUCAAAA
Messenger RNA from Carcharodon carcharias (great white shark), 4487 nucleotides. It is a transcript of the gene fbln1, whose product is annotated as fibulin 1. NCBI's taxonomy places the organism in Eukaryota, Metazoa, Chordata, Chondrichthyes, Lamniformes, Lamnidae. Gene Ontology annotation, cellular component: extracellular region. Gene Ontology annotation, biological process: extracellular matrix organization. The record is from RefSeq and is a predicted model, not a curated record. Gene Ontology annotation, molecular function: peptidase activator activity; calcium ion binding. The transcript is spliced from 17 exons. The coding region runs from base 313 to 2445 and encodes 710 amino acids.